Messenger RNA from Macroventuria anomochaeta, 1720 nucleotides. RefSeq lists its product as uncharacterized. Lineage: Eukaryota; Fungi; Ascomycota; Dothideomycetes; Pleosporales; Didymellaceae. Bases 197 to 1342 code for a protein of 381 amino acids. The transcript has 3 exons. The record is from RefSeq and is a predicted model, not a curated record.
GAGGGUCAGCCGUACGCGAUGGGUCUGUUCCUGCCUUUUCGACGCCCGUCGAUGACCUAGAAUAAUAUCAUCAUUGAGAAGGUUGAGAUCGGGGCAGCAUUGGGAUUUUAUAUCGACAAAUUACGCCGUGGCACGCUCGACGAAUCGCUACUCUGGUCCAAACUACGCCGCACGGCCCCUUGCAUACACGGAGAGAAUGGUUCGUUCAAAGAUCGCAAGGCUUGCUGUGGCGGUCGCUGCUUGUCAGCUUCUAUCAACGACCUCAGCACAGUCCACAGCAACAUUUACAUCGGCAUCGGUAUCAGCGUCGCUUUCAUCCCAGAAUGGAUUCGUUUCGGCGACCUUAGCGCCUACCCCAAUAAGCCUCGGGAGCUCUGCUACAAGAUCAGGUUCAUCGGCGACAUCAAGCGCAUCCAGCGAGCCACAGGUCCAUCUUAUCAAGGUCGGAUCUGGAGGCUUCAAGUUCACGCCGCAAGAGUUGACCAAUGUAUCUGUCGGCGACACAGUGACCUUUGAGUUUUACCCUCCAGAUCACUCAGUUAUACAGGCGGAGUUUGGCAGUGCAUGUGUCCCAUACAGUUACGCCGACAAAGACCAUGCUGGCAAAGGCUUCUGGACAGAGACACAAUGGGUCAACACGACUGCAGAUAUCACCCACUACAACAUCACUAUCAACGACACCGCCCCAAUAUUCUUCUACUGCGCAGCCCCCAACUCCUGCAUCGGCGAACUGAUGGUCGGCGCCAUAAACGCCAACUCAACCCAAACCCUCGCCUCGCAAAUCCAAGCCGCAAAGAACGCAGACUUCCAGCUUGCAGUCGGCGACCCCGUCCCCAACGAAGCCACCUCCACCAUACUGAACGGUCCGACCUCGACCUCGACCUCGACCCCCUCCUCAUCCCCAGGCGGCACGCACCUCUCCGGCGGUGCCAUCGCAGGCAUCGUCAUCGGCGCCGUCGCAUUCCUGGUCUGUUGCGCAGCGCUGUUUUUCUAUGUCGGGCGCUCGAAGAGCCUUAAAGAGGUGAUUAAACGCCAGGAGGCGAGUGCGAAUGCCAAUAGAACGUCGACGCCGGGACCGGAUAUGGGAUACUUUCCGCAUGACCAGCAGCAUAGUGUGGGCGAGCAGUAUCCGAGUGGGUGGCACGGAAGCCCGCAGAUGCAUCAGGGGCAUUUGAGUAUGCAGAGUCAGAUAAGUGGGAUGAGUCAGGAACAAUUGGAGUAUUAUAAGCAGACACAGGCGCAUAUUCAACCUACGCCUGUUGAGUUGCAUUCGCCGGAGCCGGGACAGCAGGAGUUCAGGGCUGAGUUGGCUGAUAAUGCGCAGAAGCCGCCGAGGAAUUGAGUUGGGGUGUAUGACCUUGACUGACGACUUUGCCGUGGGAAAACCGACGACAUCGGAAAAGGCAUCAAUGUUGAAACGGACCUUGUCGAUCCGUUGGACUGUACCAGCGGAGCGAGUCGCCCUGGGGGAUUCUAGCUUGGAGAGGGAAGCCUUUUGUUCGAGUACAUAUGAUUCAUGGGGUGCUGCAUGGGGUGCUGCAUGGGGUGCUGCACGGGGUGUUGCACGGGGUGUUGCACGGGGUGUUAUGAUGUGCAUGGUUUUGCUUUCCUUCGCUUCGGUGACCUUUUUGAUACCACAUCUCGAGAAGAGAUUGAGACGAGUGUCGCUCACUAGUGCAUAAUUACAAAAUCUAUCUCUCUACCAUAGGUACCAGCGAUU